Messenger RNA from Dichotomopilus funicola, 1425 nucleotides. RefSeq names its product translation initiation factor 3 complex subunit L. Bases 1 to 1425 code for a protein of 474 amino acids. Lineage: Eukaryota; Fungi; Ascomycota; Sordariomycetes; Sordariales; Chaetomiaceae. Gene Ontology annotation, cellular component: eukaryotic translation initiation factor 3 complex; cytoplasm. The record is from RefSeq and is a predicted model, not a curated record. Gene Ontology annotation, molecular function: translation initiation factor activity. Gene Ontology annotation, biological process: translational initiation. The transcript has 3 exons.
AUGAGUUACCAGACCGGCCUGGCGCCCGCCCGUGCGCUGGACGACGACAGCGAUGUCGAGGAGGAGGCUCUCGUUGCCGACUACAAGGAGCAGGUUCAGUAUUCCGAGGGCGGCUUGGAGGAGCUCGACCAGGCCACGCUCGCCCAGCAGGCCGAUGACCUCCAAUCCCGCCUGGUCCAGGCGGCCCAGCCUCUCGACUUCCAGGCGACGCUCGAGACCAAGUUCCAGAGCUACGACAACUACUGCGGGUUGUUCCACUACAUCCUCAACUCGGAGGGUCCUGUCGACCUUGAGCCACCAUCGUACUACUGGGCGUGGGAUGUGAUCGACGAGUUCAUCUACCAAUUCAACACAUUCUGCUCGUACCGGGCCCGCAUUGCCAGGCAAGCCAACAACGAGGAGGAGGCCCAGGUCCUCCGCGAUAACCCGAACACAUGGGGCUGCUACAGUGUGCUCAACGUGCUGUACUCUCUGAUUCAGAAGUCUCAGAUCACCGAGCAGCUCACCGCAAUGAGGCGGAACGAGGAUCCUGCGGCCGUGGCCGGCCCCUACGGCUCGAAGAACCUGUACCGCAUGUUGGGGUACUUCUCCAUCAUCGGUCUCCUCCGCAUCCACUGCCUCCUCGGCGACUUCAGCCUCGCCCUCAAGACGCUCGACGACAUUGAGCUUAACAAGAAGGCCAUGUUCGCCCGCGUCAUGGCCGCCCACUUCACCACGUACUACUACGUCGGGUUCUCGUACAUGAUGAUGCGCCGCUACGCCGACGCCAUCCGCAUGUUCAGCCACAUCCUGGUCUACGUCUCGCGCACCAAGAACUUCCAGAAGAACACGCAGUACGAUUCCAUCACCAAGAAGAACGACCAGAUGCUCGCCUUGAUCGCUAUCUGCGUUGCCUUCCACCCCACCCGCCUGGACGACACCAUCCACACUGCUCUGCGCGAGAAGUACGGCGACCAACUCCUCAAGCUGCAGCGCGGCGGGCCCGACUCACUCCCCGUCUUCGAGGAGCUCUUCCGCAUCGCCUGCCCCAAGUUCAUCUCCCCCGUCCCGCCUGACUUUGACCGCCCGGAGGUCAACGUCGACCCGAUCGAGCACCACCUGUCGGUCUUCAUGGAGGAGGUCAAGACUAACAUGUGGAGCCCCACCGUCAAGUCGUACCUGCGCCUCUACACAACCAUGGAUCUCAAGAAACUCGCCGGGUUCCUGGAUGUCCAGCCCGAGGAGCUCCGCUCCUGGCUGUUGGUCAACAAGCAGCGGACUAAGCAGCUGCGCUGGACCGAUGCCGGCUUGUUGGAGGGCGAGCUUUCCAACACCAGCGACCUCGACUACGCUCUCCAAGGGGACCUCAUCCACAUCUCAGAAGCCAAGAUGGGUCGCAAGCUGGUCGACUGGUACCUGCGUAACCUGUCCCGCACCUACGCAUAG